Paramecium tetraurelia is the source of this 1251-nucleotide messenger RNA. RefSeq lists its product as uncharacterized. The transcript is spliced from 2 exons. Gene Ontology annotation, molecular function: MAP kinase kinase activity; ATP binding. Lineage: Eukaryota; Ciliophora; Oligohymenophorea; Peniculida; Parameciidae. The record is from RefSeq and is a predicted model, not a curated record. Gene Ontology annotation, biological process: protein phosphorylation; MAPK cascade.
AUGGGAGCAGACCAGAGUGAUGCAAAUGAAAUGAAGACAUCAUAAUAGUACCAAAUGUUCUUACUUUCCUACUCUAAAGAAAGAGAAUCUGAUCAUAACUAAUUUGGGUUAGUAAAGUUGUACAACCACAAUUAAAAUAAUUCUAUGAUUUGUAUUAAGAAAUUAUAGGCAAAAAGUGAGACAGAAUUAACAUAGAUAACAAACCAUUUGAGGAAGAGGAAAAUUUAUGUGCACCCUAAUUUAGUCCAAUUAUUGGCUGUGAGAACUAGCAAUGAAUAAUCAAUUUGUUCUGAUUCUAGUUUAGUAAUGGUGAUUUCAGAGUUUUUUCCAGAUUCAUUGGAUAGUGAGUUAAAAAAGAGAAGGCAGCCAGUAAAGAGAUAUCCUGAAUCCCAUAUUUGGCUAUUGAUAUAAUAAAUUGUAGAUCCUUUAGCAUUUUUGGAAGACUAGAAGUAAGUGCAUGGAGAUAUCCAGCCUUAGAAUAUUUAUUUAGAUGAGAAUGGAAGUGUAAAACUGGCAGAAUCUAAUUAUUUUCCUGGAGGGUAAAAUGGAUUUUAGAAAAUGCUAUUAAUUAAGGAUAAAGCCUAUCUUUCUCCAAUCCUAUUGGAUAACUAUAGAAACAUGAAUUUUAAAGCACAACACAAUGAAUAUAAAAGUGAUGUAUUCUCUUUUGGGAUGACUUUGCUUGAAGUUCUUCUCUUAGAAGAGUCAUAUGAUUGCAUGGAUUUUCAGAAUGGAUGUAUAAUAUAAAGCUUGGUUGAUUCAAAGUUAUAAAAAGUAAGGAGAUUAAACUAUUCAUAAUUAUUAACUAAUUUUGUAAGAGAACUAUUACAAAUUGAAGAAAAUUAAAGACCAAGUUGGAGUGAUUUGAAAUAAGUAAUCGAUUAAUUCAGGGAUAAAAUCUUCAAUUUGAUACCAUUUUAUCAAGAAAAACGAUAGAUGUCUCCUAAUAAAGUUGUUUAUUAAUCAAGCUAUGCGCCUCAACAAUAAAUAUUGAGUUCACCCUAAUCAAAAAUACUCAGUUCUCCUAGAUAACCAUAAGUGUUAUAUCAGACAUAUCAUCAGCCAUAACCAUUAUAUUAAACUAAGCAAAUGCCACAAAUACCCAUGCAAUAAUCAAUAUAUUUUGAAUCAGGCUAGAAACAAGUACCAAUAAAGAAGAUAACAAAAUUAGAAGAUUCAGCCUCUAAAUAAAUACAAUAACCAGAAAACAAUUUAGAAAAGACUACUUUAAAAUAAUCUGACACUAAAUGA